Molecule: messenger RNA, 902 nt
Organism: Sphaeroforma arctica JP610
Lineage: Eukaryota; Ichthyosporea; Ichthyophonida
Exons: 1
Coding region: 1-723 (240 amino acids)
Source: RefSeq, a predicted model, not a curated record
AUGCCCACUCCACGAGUUGGUGCUAGUUGGGUUAACAGGGCCUGGACCGAUGGCUCUGGCCUGAAUAAGAUCAGCAGUGAUGAUGAAGUAGUUCUCGUUGACCCUGCAGAUAUAAGUAAAGAGGACAUGGACGAGCUACAUGCUGCCGGACACUAUCUGUUAUGUUAUAACAAUGCCGGUGCGUGGGAGUCGUGGCGGGCUGACGCGGAUGAGUUCCCGUUAGAACUCCGUGCAAGGAAAUUGGCAGGCUGGGAUAAUGAAUACUGGUGGAAUAUCAUAGAGUGGGAUGAUUCAGAGUUGAAGAAUGCACACAUCAAGCGUAUGAAGUGGAUGUGGGAGAAGGGAUGCGACGGUUUGGAACUCGACAAUUUGGACUGUAGAUCGUGUGUUGAUGGAGAAUCGAAAACAGAUCUACGAGCGAAAGCUGUGGAAAACGUUCGAUGGCUCGCACAAGAAUCGAACCGGCAGUGCAUGGACGCGUCUAUGAAGAACUCUAUAGAUAUAUUUGCUGACGUUGCGGAGCACUUCCAAAUGGCUGUCAAUGAACAAUGCGAGGAAUACAAUGAGUGUUCGUCUUAUAUAGAUUAUUUCAUAGACCUUGGUAAACCCGUUUUUGCAGUUGAGUACACCAAAAGCUGGAGCGAGGCUGAUUGCUCAUUUGCCAAUAACAACGGCAUUUCCCGGAAGUACUUUGACGAAAGCAGCAAAUACCAAGAUUGCUAGUGAACACGCAGACGACAACAACGAACAUGUAACUCGAGAUCGAAUGCAGCAUGUAAAGUGAAUCAUGCGACAAAAGGGUGUCAGCUUCUCAUAUGAUUUCCGCCACUAUAUACAUACAGGAGUCAGCAGUAAUCAACGCAGUGCGUUCGAGGUGGCACCACACAAAUUUAGUAAAUAGU